Prunus armeniaca (apricot) is the source of this 1410-nucleotide messenger RNA. NCBI's taxonomy places the organism in Eukaryota, Viridiplantae, Streptophyta, Magnoliopsida, Rosales, Rosaceae. The record is from the annotation of a GenBank genome assembly.
AUGAACAGUACCUUAUUCAAUUGUUCUUCUGUUCUUGAAAGACGGCCAUAUAAUGAUCAGGUUCUAAAUGGCCCCUGCCACAGCAACCUUGGCAAUCAAAUCUAUGCCGUUUAUGAUAACAACGAAAUUGAUAACCUCCGGUCUUGCACAAAGAUGCAUAAUGUUUUAUCAGUUCCAGUUUCAAAUUCAGACAGAUCUCUUAGUGUUUUGAGAUGGUCUACACCAAAUUGCACAGAAUGUGAAGCAGGAGGCAAGAAGUGUAUGCUGAAGAACAAUGGCACCAGAGUUGAAAUUGAAUGUGUUGACUUGAAGAAAGCAAGUGCAGCAACGAAAUUAGCGGCUACCAGUGCAACCCUGGGUUCAUUCGUCCUCUUACUACUGGUUGUUGCAGUCUAUCAGAUUUCUAGAGGAUUACAAGGUCUUCAAACCAAGUAUAGAUAUUCCCAUGCAGAUAUUAAGAGGAUUACAAAUCAGUUCACGGACAAGUUAGGCGAAGGAGCCUACGGAACUGUUUAUAAAGGAAAGCUUUCUUCUGAAAUCUUCGUUGCUGUGAAGGCCCUCAAUAGUUCUAACGGAAACGGGGAAGAGUUCAUAAAUGAAGUGGGAACAAUGGGCCAUAUCCACCAUGUCAACGUGGUUCGCUUGGUUGGCUUCUGUGCUGAUGGAUUUAGAAGAGCUCUUGUUUAUGAGUUCUUCUCCAAUGGUUCACUGCAAGAUUACAUUUCAUCAGUGGGCAACAAGAAUGGGUUCUGUGGUUGGGAUAAGUUGCAAGAUAUUGCCAUAGGCAUAGCCAGAGGCAUUGAAUAUCUUCACCAAGGAUGUGAUCGGCGAAUUCUCCAUUUUGAUAUCAAACCUUGUAAUGUUUUGCUAGACCACAACUUCACUCCAAAGAUAUCGGACUUUGGUUUGGCGAAGUUAUGUUCCAAGGAUCAAAGCACAGUGUCAAUGACUACAGCUAGGGGGACCAUGGGCUACAUUGCACCUGAAGUGUUCUCCAGGAACUUUGGAAAUGUGUCCUAUAAGUCAGAUGUGUGUAGUUUUGGAAUGCUACUGCUUGAGAUGGUAGGAGGAAGGACGAAUGUCAGUUCACCCACAGAGAACACAAAUGAAAUUUACUACCCUGAAUGGAUUUAUAAUCUUCUAGAAGAGGGAGAUGACCUACGAAUCCAUAUGGGUGAAGAAGGAGAUGGUAAAAUUCCAAACAAACUUGCAAUUGUAGGACUCUGGUGCAUCCAAUGGUAUCCAGUCAAUCGUCCUUCAAUGAAAGCUGUGGUUCAGAUGCUGGAAAAAGGAGAAAACCUAACCGUGCCUCCCAAUCCUUUUGCCUCUACAGGUGCCACACAAACAAAUGCGAGUAGGCCUGCAAGAAAUCUUAACAUUCAGUUAGAAGUGAUUCCUGAGUUGGAGUAA